Molecule: messenger RNA, 1089 nt
Organism: Arvicanthis niloticus (Nile rat)
Lineage: Eukaryota; Metazoa; Chordata; Mammalia; Rodentia; Muridae
Source: RefSeq, a predicted model, not a curated record
GCACUGGCUGUCUGCCCAGCAGAGAGGUCCCGGGUCUGGACUCCCCACCAUGCCGCUCCGUGCACCCACCUCUGCAGCGCUGCUGCUGCUGCCUCUGCCCCCGUUGCUGGCACUGCUGCUGGGGGCUGCCUCCUCAGCUCCCCUGAUGCCCAGACCCUCCAAGGAGGAGCUAACCCGGUGUCUAGCAGAGGUGGUCAUGGAGGUGCUGACACUGGGCCAGGCCCAGAGAGGCCCCUGCACAGAUCUGCUCCACAAAGAGAUAUUCGAGACAGAGCCCCAUGGCUGUGUGCACCCUGAGGAGAAGAGGUUGCUGGGUGGGGACUUCAACAAGCAGGAGUCUGGAAAGAUGAGGUCCAGCCAGGAGAUAAGGGAGGAGGAAGAAGAGGAAGAAGCAGAGAGGACCCACAAGUCUGAGGUUCGGGAACAGGCGGUCCACACAGAGCUCCACAGCCAGCUUCACCAGGAGGAGGAGAAAGAGGAGGAAAAGGAGGAGGAGGAGAAGAGUGAGCCAGGGAAGACCUCUGAGCAUAUGUGGAAGCCAUAUCUAGAGGGUGCUGGAAACCUCCGGAAGCGGGUGGCUGAGAAAGCCAGCGAUGAGGAGGCAGCCCAGUUUCAGGCAGAGGAGAAAGGCAUGCAGCUACUGGGCGGAGGCCGAAAUCUGUGGCAGGGGCCCAAGAGGGUCGGAGGAGAGAGGCUCGAAGAGUCCUCGAACCAUCAUCACCACCUGGAGCAGCCAAGCACCAAGGCCAAGCAGGAGGAAGAGGCUUUAGAGCAGGAGGAACACGAUGUGGAGCGGCUGGAGCACAUGCAGGAGCAGUUAAAGAAGGCGACCGCCAUGUUAGGGGAGGCUCUUGGGAGGGAGGGCUGAACCCACUGUCCUCCUUCCCCACGCUCCCUAAGGCUCAGGACUGUUGACCUCAGAGCCCCCCUUCACCAGACAUCCUGCUCCACUUCCAACAGGCAGGGACUGGAACGCAAGGAUGUGCCUGAGAACCAAGCCCGAGAGAAGUCUGAAUGGACAGGGCUGGGUUCAGGCUGAUCCCACCCCCAACUCCUCCAUCCCCCUGAGUGAAUAAAGCACAAAGCAAA